Messenger RNA from Chionomys nivalis (European snow vole), 422 nucleotides. Its product is annotated as mitochondrial import inner membrane translocase subunit TIM16-like. The record is from RefSeq and is a predicted model, not a curated record. Gene Ontology annotation, cellular component: TIM23 mitochondrial import inner membrane translocase complex. The coding region runs from base 45 to 422 and encodes 125 amino acids. Gene Ontology annotation, biological process: protein import into mitochondrial matrix. Lineage: Eukaryota; Metazoa; Chordata; Mammalia; Rodentia; Cricetidae. The transcript has a single exon.
GGGUCUGGAAGCGGCACCCGUGCCCCUGAGGUGGAGUGGCCGCCAUGGCCAAGUACCUGGCCCAGAUCAUUGUGAUGGGUGUGCAGGUGGUGGGUAGAGCCUUUGCCUGGGCCCUGAGGCAGGAGUUUGCAGCAAGCCAGGCAGCUGCUGAUGCUCGGGGUCGUGCUGGGCACCAAUCUGCAGCUGCAUCCAACCUCUCUGGCCUCAGCCUCCAGGAGGCCCAGCAGAUUCUCAACAUCUCCAAGCUGAACCCUGAGGAGGUCCAGAAGAAUUAUGAACACCUAUUUAAAGUGAACGAUAAAUCCGUGGGUGGCUCCUUCUACUUGCAGUCAAAGGUUGUCCGUGCAAAGGAACGCCUAGAUGAGGAAAUCCGAAUACAAGCCCAAGAAGACAAAAAGAAAGAGCAGAUGCCCAAAACGUGA